GCGGGUUUGUCCGACUAAGAGAUUGAUAGGAAUGACUCCUUAUCCAUAUUGACUGACACACCAAAGUGUAGUGAAUUCUUGUCUAAUCAUUCCUUUGGAUCUUCCAUAAGGAAAAUAACCUUAGGAAAUCUUUUUCCAUGGCUUGUAUUGAGGAACACUCGACGUAUCCAGGAAAAAGACUAGGAAUGGAAGAUACUACAUUAACCCUGGAACAAGUUGAACACAUGCCACCUGCCCCAAGAACCAUCUCUUCGAUAAGAAUACGUGAAUUUGAUGACACCACUGCCAACCCUGAACCAAUAGUACAAGAUGAUGAGGAGGAGGCAGAUCAGUUGUUAGAGGAAUUCCUGUCCCCAUCUAAACUGAGAUCUUUGACUGGUUUCUCAAAUCUUGAUCAAGUUGAAUACCUUGAAAUGAGAGUUGAUACAAGAGAAAAUAGUUUAGGAAAUUUUGGUGCUCUGCUACCAAAUCUGAGUGAAUUAAAGUUGUCUAACAGCAUUAUAGCCACAGUAAGAGACCUUGGUACAUCUUUGACUAAUUUGAGGACUCUGUGGCUUGCAAGAUCUGGGCUCAGUGAUUUGGAUGGAAUUAGUUCAGUCUCCUCAUUAAAGGAGCUAUACUUGGCAUUUAAUCACAUUGAGGAUGUUAGCCCAGUCAGCAUGCUAGACCAGCUGGAGAUUUUGGACUUAGAAGGAAACAAUGUGAGUGAUAUCACACAGGUUGAAUUUUUAUGUCUGUGCUCAUCAUUGAAGAUCUUGACACUUGAGGGAAACCCAAUUUGUACAGUUGCUCAGCCCUUAGCAUCAUCAGAGGAAAUACAAAGCUAUGAUUAUCGCAGUGCAAUCCACAAAGCUGUUCCAAAUGUUAAAAUUCUGGACGAUGAACCUUUCUUGGUGGAAAAGGUUGAUGGUAAACCUGUGCUUAGGCAGCCACCAGCAUCACACAGAGCUACCAAGGUUCCAGAACAUCUCAAAGAAGACUGGCAGCUGGUCAAUGAAGGAAUCAAAGCAAUUGAUGUCGAGGAAGAAGAGGAAAAUCCAGCUGACUUGGUGAGACCAGGCUCAGCAGCAGGUACAUCAAGACAAAACAGACCCUCAAGUGCCAUGUCCACUAGACAACGACCAAUGUCUGCAUCACGACAGAGACCAUCCAGUGCCAUGGGUCAGAGGCCUGGCUCUGCUGGAGGAGGCUCAGAACCUGUAGGAGUGUUUCGCCAGGAUGACAGCAGUGAUCUUACUCAUGGUUCCAGUCAAGUUAUUUGUGGAAAUAUUUCACGGGCACUGAAGUCAAGACAAAAGGAUUUGAAAACGCCCAAGAUGCCUGUUGUGACGUUUCUCGAAAGUCCACGACUUUAUACGCCAGAGAAGAGUUUUGAGGACGACACGGAACCAUCUGCGAGCAAACAAGACAUCCUCAAAGAACUCAAAGCUUGGAGAGAGGAUUAUUCCAAGAUGUUAAAUGACGAAAGAAGUACAAUCGCAUAUAGGGGAGAUCAAAGUCGUGCGCCCGAUAGUGAGUUACCAAAAACCUCGCCCAUGAUGGACGCCCCUGUCACACGCGCCUACUCUCCCUCCCCUCCUUAUCGCCCUCCAGAAGGUCCUGCUGCCCUACGCCGUUCACUACCUAAUCCUCCCUCAGUCGGAAGGGAAAUUUUAAGCAGACCCAAUACAGCAGCAGAUUUCAGGAUGCGAAGAUUCCGACAGCUUUCUGGCGAGACUAGUGUAAACCAAUUGAGACUGCGAACUCUGCAUGGAGACGAGAGUUUUGAAGUGGACAAAAAUUUAUCAACACCGUCUUUAGAUACUAGACCCUCUGUGGCACUACUAGCAGAGGAUGACACGGAACCACGCUCUUCCUCUGCGCCUGUGCGGAUCAACCGUCGUCCGAGGAAUUUGCCGUCAACGAAAGAUGACAUAAGACCCUCCCGCAAACUUCCUGACCCACCAUUUCUGGGACAGAGGCCGGGCACAGCAGCCGCUGCCUUGCAGAAACGGAGAUUCAAACCUUUCCAAGAAUGACAGAAACAGCGAGGAGAACGUGUAGAAUGGACAUAUGAAAAAAAUCAGCGGGUUUCGGAUACUGACUUGUUAACAACAACGAACAACAACAACAAGUCUUGUGCGUGACGGAUGCUCACCUAUUCACCUGGAGUGCUGUGCAACUGAUUAUGGUUUAACUACUCAAUGACAAACUCUUUUUUAACUUAUGAAAGGGAAAAACUACGAGAUUCCUGUUGAUUGAAAUAUUGUAUAUAUUUUUGUUUUUGAUUGCGGUGACAUUGUAAAUAAAGGUGUGUUAAAGUUGA
This is a messenger RNA of Stylophora pistillata, 2305 nucleotides long. RefSeq names its product leucine-rich repeat-containing protein 56. The record is from RefSeq and is a predicted model, not a curated record. Gene Ontology annotation, molecular function: protein binding. Lineage: Eukaryota; Metazoa; Cnidaria; Anthozoa; Scleractinia; Pocilloporidae.